AUGGGCUUUAGUCUCAACAACCCGCUGCCGUCGUCCAUGGCCAGCGAAUGUCGCAAGACGGGAAAGAUCCUGGCCUCCUUUGUCGACCCGCGACAGGCUUUUGGGCCCGACAAAAUCAUCCCGCCAAACGUACUUGCAAACGCAAAGGGCCUCGCCAUUCUCACUGUUUUCAAGGCUGGCUUUCUCGGCACUGCGCGAUUUGGUUCCGGCGUCGUCGUCGCACGUCUUGCCGACGGAUCAUGGUCGGCGCCUACAGCUAUCGGUACUAUUGGAGGCGGCUUUGGCGGACAGAUCGGCUUCGAGCUCACUGACUUCGUCUUCAUCCUCAACGAUGCCUCCGCCGUGCGAACAUUUGCUCAGGCCGGUUCCCUUACACUAGGAGGCAAUGUCUCCAUUGCCGCAGGACCGGUCGGUCGCAAUGCCGAGGCUGCCGGCGCAGCCAGCUUGAGGAGCGUGGCGGGCAUUUUCAGCUACAGCAAGACAAAAGGCUUGUUUGCGGGAGUUAGUCUUGAGGGCAGUGGUAUAAUCGAGCGCAGAGAUGCCAAUGAGAAGCUUUACGGGCGCCGGUGGACUGCCAGGGAACUCUUGAGCGGCCAAGUCCCUCCGCCACCAGCUGCUGAGCCGCUCUUGCGUGUCCUCAACUCCAGAGUAUUUUCCGGUGUAGGAGGAGCGCAGAGCGUCACCAAUGAUGCCAUGUACAACGAUAUUCCUGUUUAUGAUGAUGCACACGACAAUGUGGUCUGGCAGGGCCGCCGCGGCUCUGCCAUGGGUGAAGGUGUACGACGAGAUCGCACUGGCUCAAUGGGCUCACAGCAUGACAACUACCAGUACAGGGACCACCAACAAAGUUCUUCUUGGGCAGACGAUGUCUACGACCGACAGCCAUCAUCUGCACCUGGUGGUCUCAACCGCUCAUUUUCCACCCGCGCAAACCCUACCGAGACUUUUGAUCGUAUCGACUCACGGAACCGCGCCUCGACGUUUGGCGAUGACUACUAUUCGUACAGUGAUCGCAAGCCUGGACGGCCCUCUGCCCCGAAGCCGGUCUUUGGUCAGACCACUGGACAGAAGAAGGCGAGCUUGCAAUCUGACCAAGCUAUAGCAAAAUUCACCUUUGAUGCUGAUCAACCGGGCGAUCUCGGCUUCAAGAAGGGCGAUAUCAUCACUAUUAUCAAGCGCACCGACAACGAAACCGAUUGGUGGACAGGUCGCAUAGGAAGUAGGGAAGGUAUCUUCCCAAGUAACUAUGUCGAAACUGUUUAA
This is a messenger RNA of Bipolaris oryzae ATCC 44560, 1263 nucleotides long. RefSeq lists its product as uncharacterized. The record is from RefSeq and is a predicted model, not a curated record. NCBI's taxonomy places the organism in Eukaryota, Fungi, Ascomycota, Dothideomycetes, Pleosporales, Pleosporaceae. The coding region runs from base 1 to 1263 and encodes 420 amino acids. The transcript has 4 exons. Gene Ontology annotation, biological process: actin filament bundle assembly; actin cortical patch localization. Gene Ontology annotation, cellular component: actin cortical patch. Gene Ontology annotation, molecular function: actin filament binding; phosphatidylinositol binding.